Messenger RNA from Amblyraja radiata (thorny skate), 406 nucleotides. Its product is annotated as V-type proton ATPase subunit G 3. The record is from RefSeq and is a predicted model, not a curated record. Lineage: Eukaryota; Metazoa; Chordata; Chondrichthyes; Rajiformes; Rajidae. The coding region runs from base 12 to 374 and encodes 120 amino acids. Gene Ontology annotation, biological process: synaptic vesicle lumen acidification. The transcript is spliced from 3 exons. Gene Ontology annotation, molecular function: ATP hydrolysis activity; proton-transporting ATPase activity, rotational mechanism. Gene Ontology annotation, cellular component: synaptic vesicle membrane; vacuolar proton-transporting V-type ATPase, V1 domain; vacuolar proton-transporting V-type ATPase complex.
CACCGGACAACAUGACCAGCCACUCCCAGGGAAUCCAUCAGCUACUGCAGGCAGAGAAACGGGCAAAGGAGAAGCUAGAAGAGGCCAAGAAGCGUAAGGGCAGGCGGCUGAAGCAGGCAAAGAGCGAGGCACAAGCUGAGAUUGAUCAAUACCGCCUACAACGCGAGAGGGAAUUUAAACACAAACAAGAUUCGAUAAUGGGAUCUCAAGGUAAUAUUUUGGCUCACGUGGAUGAACAAACCAAGGCAAGAAUCAAAGAGCUAAUCAGCAACCAUGAGCAGAACAGCGAGAAGGUGCUGCAGAAGCUCUUGGGGCUGGUUUGUGAAAUCAAACCGGAAAUCCAUGUCAAUUACAGAGACACCGGCAACUAUUGACUGGAGGGCUGGAGAUAGCAAACCUGAUCAAA